AAACAAAAUGUCGGUGUAAAUUUUGGUGUCCAGGUUUGUCUGGGCAGGGUUCUGUAAAUGGUCUAAAACUGUGGACAUACACUAUUAACUUUGAAACUGAUCAUUGUUAGACCAGAUUUGAUAAAGUAGCAAAAUGUGAAAAAAGUAGGGAGUGGAUGACAUUUGGGGACGAAUGAGAUUCGAGCACACAGGACUCAAUAGCACCUUGAAGGUGAUGGGGAAACAUGAAACAGGUGGUGAGGGUGAGACGUUGGUGCAUGUGGUAUUAUAUUGUCUUUAAUAUAGUAGACCGAGGAAGAAAAUGGCCAACGGCAGCUGUUUCGAGGGUGGAUAGUCAGCACAGAGCGGUCCACCAAAGAGACUCACCAAGUGCCAUCUCUCCAACCUAGUGAUGACAUAGAGAAUUACCUUCAGUGGUUCGAGCACCAUGCAUGUAUAAAGCUAAAGCUAUAAAGCUAAUCAAAAAGCAUAUUUUGAAAAACAUUUUGAGGCUUACUUAUUGCAAAUUACAAAUUUAAGUCACAUUUCUUCUGUGUAAAGUAGGAGGGAGUAAGAGUUGGAACUUACAUAAUAAUUUGGUAAUACUUUCGAAAAAAAUAAAACAACCAUAUUUGCUAACAAUUAAAUAAAUGCUCAGGCAACAUAGUUUAAACUGUAUUGUCAGUGUGUAGUAGUAGGGUAAAGUAGUGUAUUUAAUUUAACAAUAAAAAUCUGUAUAUACUGUAUAUAUCUUCUAGAAAAGGUGUAAAUAAACAGUAAUUAAUUGCUAAAUAUUGGCGAGUAUGUUAAUGUUAUGGUACAGCUUUUGCUGUAUUUACUAAAACGGUACUAAACUGUAAGUUUCAGCUAUAUUAAACCACUGUUAAUCUACAGUUAAAUAUUGCCAACUGUACUGCCUGUACUUUUCUGUGUUUUAACAGGAAAAAGUCUAAGAGUGUAGUUUGAAUCAUUAAACAGUGUCGGAAGGGAGUGACAUAUUGUAGUUCUUCAUAUAUAAAAUUAAACAUGUGGGACACAGGUGUACAGUGCAGGGAGGGAGUGAUGAGGACUCGUGUUUGUUUUGUUUUUGUAGGUUGUUUUUUUUUCUUGGUUUACUUCUCUGAGUCUUUCCUUCCUGCUUCCUCUUGCAAGUUAUGGAGGAGAUUUCACCUUAAUGGGAUGCAUAAGGCUGGUGACAUAGUUCUGGGUGGCUUGUUUGAAAUCCACUAUGGCUCAGUGUUUCCUGAACUGACGCUCACCUCAGAACCUCCUCAGCCGAGCUGCCAAGGCUUCGACCCUCUGGGGUUCAGACAUGCCGUGACCAUGGCCUUUGCUAUUGAGGAGAUCAACAAACACUCCAGCCUUCUACCUAAUGUGACUCUUGGAUACAGUCUUUAUGACAACUGUGCUACGCUGGGUAUUGGCUUCAGUGCUGCACUGUCGCUGGCUAGUGGUCAAGAGGAGCAGACUAUGCUUCCGCUGAACUGUUCAGGGGCUCUGCCAGUCCUGGGGAGUGUGGGGGAUCCCUUCUCAACAUUUUCUAUAGCCACAUCCAAUGUUCUAGGCUUGUUCAAACUGCCUAUUGUGAGUUAUUUUGCCACAUGUUCUUGUCUGAGUGACCGGAGAAGGUUUCCAUCUUUUUUUAGAACCAUCCCAAGUGAUGCUUUCCAGGUGCGUACCAUGAUUCAGAUCCUAAAACACUUUGGCUGGACAUGGGUAGGUCUGCUGGUCAGUGAUGAUGAUUAUGGACUUCACGCUGCUCGGUCUUUCCAGUCUGGCUUACAUAAGACUGGUGUAGGUUGUCUGGCAUACUCAGAGACUUUGCCUUGGGGCAAUAAGCCGAAUGAAUACAAGAGAAUUGUGGCUAUGAUGACAAAAUCUACAGCUCGCGUGGUCAUUGUCUUUGCUCACCAGAUUCACAUGCUUCAACUAAUGCAAGAGGUGGUGAAAAAGAAUUUGACAGGCUUACAGUGGAUUGCCAGUGAAGCUUGGACGUUACUCGAUGGGCUCCAUACUCCUUCCUUCAUGCCGUACUUGGGAGGCACACUAGGUAUUACUAUUCGUCGUGGAAACAUACCAGGCCUCAGAGACUUCCUUUUAGAACUGAAUGUUAACCAACAUAAUGACACCAGAUAUAACAUGAUGAAGCAGUUUUGGGAGCAUAUAUUUCACUGUAGGUUUGCACCAUCUCCAGUAUAUUGGGUGGAAAAUGGGAGAGUACUAUGCACUGGAGAUGAAAGUCUGCCUAACAUGGACACUGUGGGGUUUUUGGACGUGUCAGAACUCAGACCAGAGUACAAUAUUUACAAGGCGGUGUAUGCUCUGACACACGCCCUCCAUGACUUGCUGCAGUGUGAGCCAGGGAGUGAGCCAUUCAAUGGACACAGCUGUGCUACUUUAGAAAAUCUGGAGCCAUGGCAGCUGAUGUAUUACUUAAAGAAGGUGAACUUCACCACUGCCUUUGGUGAUCAAGUAUCAUUCGAUGAAAAUGGUGAUGUUUUACCAAUCUAUGAUAUUAUGAAUUGGCUGUGGCUCCCAGACGGAAGAAUUAAAGUUGAGAGUGUUGGGGUAGUUAGGAAGUCAACAUCUGAAAGUGAAGAACUCAUACUUAACCAAGAGAAAAUCUUCUGGAACUUUGAAUCCAAGCAGCCACCCAGGUCAGUGUGUAGUGAGAACUGUCCUCCAGGUACCCGUGUGGCAAGGAAACGGGGAGAACCUGUCUGCUGUUUUGACUGCAUCACUUGCUCUGAGGGAAAGAUCAGCAAUAAAACUGACUCUAUAGAGUGCAUCAAUUGUCCAGAGGAUUUUUGGGCAAACCUUCAGCGUGACCAAUGCGUGCCAAAGAAAACUGAGUUCCUCUCCUACCAUGAUCCUCUCGGCAUGUGUUUGACAUCUUUUUCAUUGCUAGGCACACUUAUCUGUGCCAUUGUCCUGGGCAUCUUCAUCUAUCAUCGCAGCACACCUAUGGUACGCGCCAACAACUCAGAACUAAGUUUCCUGAUCUUGUUGUCACUCAAAUUAUGUUUCCUGUGCUCUCUGCUGUUUAUUGGCCAACCCAGACUGUGGACAUGUCAAUUAAGACAUGCAGCAUUUGGAAUCAGCUUUGUUCUUUGUGUCUCAUGCAUCCUGGUUAAAACUGUGGUGGUCCUAGCUGUGUUCAAGGCCUCCAAGCCGGGAGGUGGAGCCAGCCUAAAGUGGUUUGGUGCUGUGCAGCAGAGAGGGACGGUUCUGGGUCUUACAUCGAUCCAAGCAGCAAUUUGCACUUUUUGGAUCCUCUUUGCGUCUCCAGUGCCUCAUAAAAAUACUCAAUACCACAAUGACAAGAUAGUUUAUGAGUGUGUAGUUGGGUCCACAGUUGGUUUUACAGUAUUACUUGGUUACAUUGGUUUACUGGCUGUCCUUAGCUUCUUAUUAGCAUUUCUGGCGCGGAAUCUUCCAGACAACUUCAAUGAGGCCAAACUCAUCACCUUUAGCAUGUUGAUCUUCUGUGCUGUGUGGGUGGCCUUUGUUCCUGCUUAUGUUAAUUCUCCUGGUAAAUAUGCUGAUGCUGUGGAGGUGUUUGCUAUCCUGGCUUCAAGCUUUGGUCUGCUGGUGGCGCUGUUUGGACCUAAAUGUUACAUAAUCCUACUGAGACCAGAGAGAAACACAAGAAAAGCAAUGAUUGGUCGAAACAUCAAUAAGAAGUGAAAAUCGA
Molecule: messenger RNA, 3673 nt
Organism: Betta splendens (Siamese fighting fish)
Lineage: Eukaryota; Metazoa; Chordata; Actinopteri; Anabantiformes; Osphronemidae
Product: extracellular calcium-sensing receptor-like
Exons: 9
Coding region: 1006-3666 (886 amino acids)
Biological process (GO): G protein-coupled receptor signaling pathway
Cellular component (GO): membrane
Molecular function (GO): G protein-coupled receptor activity
Source: RefSeq, a predicted model, not a curated record